AUGGGUACUACUAAUGUUGCUGCUAAACUACCUAGUGCUACAAUCGUCCGUGAAACCCCUAGCCUCCUUCGUAGAUGGUGGAUGAACAAGAACCUACAAUACUACGUUGCCAUGAGCAGUUUCAUUAUAAUAAUCAACAUCGCAGCGAUCGUGCACAUGAGAACCCACAAGAUUCCCUUUAACAACGAUAAUCUAGUUACUUUUGUGGUAUGGUUCAGUACUUUCUACAUCAUUAGCGGCAUAGGUAGUUGCUGCGCGUGGUUUGUGGCAAUCGAUGAAGUGGAAGUAUCUGAAGGAGCCUCAUACGCAGGACGCGUCGCUCACACCAUGGGCUUCGGUAUUUUCUUCGUACUCCUCUAUAGUAUUUCCCCGCACUUGGCUCUACUCUUCGGGGUUCCUUGCUUAAUAUGGUUUGUAGCCUUCAUGGUUGCACCGUGUUGUCCGUCUAUAUGGAAAGGUUUAUGCAUAACAGUGGAAAUUAUAAGAGAUUGGUGGAAGUAUGUGACUCAACCAGGAUCGGAAGUUGUUUAUGUUUGA
Messenger RNA from Microthlaspi erraticum, 537 nucleotides. The record is from the annotation of a GenBank genome assembly. Lineage: Eukaryota; Viridiplantae; Streptophyta; Magnoliopsida; Brassicales; Brassicaceae.